AUGGGCAAAUUCGGGUUCAAGAAAUCCGAUGGCGACGAAGAAUCCGGCCGCCGAGCACUCUUCGGCUCGCGGUCCAAGAACAAGAGCCCAGCCCCUCCGUCGAAUCCCUACGCGCAGCCGAUUCCCGUGGACCCUUACACCAAGGCCAAGAUUAAUGCCGGCGUUGCCCCUCUGCCAUCCGAUCACCCAGCCGCCAACGGUGCCCCCGCCCCCGCCGGAGGACCCCACGCCAUCCCGUCUGACAACAAGUAUUCGGGUUACACUCCCAACCGCUACGGCAACCAGGGUGGUUACGGUAGUGACCGGUUCGGCGGAGCGAGUGCGGGUGCGGGCGCCGGCGCCGGCGGGGCCUCGCGGUAUGGUUCUGGUGGCUACGGUGGACUAGGCAGCACCGACCCCAAUGACCCUGGGGCAGCGGAUGCCGAUCGAAAUGCGUUGUUUGGCGGUGCCAAAAACCGGGCACCGCAGCAGCCCCAAGGCGGUGCACCUCCGCCCUACUCAGAGGGCCAGCCGAACCCCACGUACGGUGGAGGCAGCAACGAGUACAGCAUGGCGACUUUCCAGGACCGGCAACUGACGGCUGAGGAAGAAGCUGAGGAGGAGAUCCAGGGAAUGAAGCAGGAGAUGCGCUUUGUGAAGCAGGGCGAUGUGUCGUCGACGCGGAAUGCACUCCGGGCGGCAGCACAGGCCGAAGAAACCGGUCGCACCACGUUGGCCCGUCUGGGCGCGCAGGGCGAGCGGAUCCAUGACACGGAACGUAGUCUGGAUAUGGCAGGUAUUGAAGGUCGGAUGGCUCAAGAGAAGGCGAAGGAGCUCAAGACCGUCAGCGGGAGCAUGUUCGCGGUGCACGUGUCCAACCCGUUCACUAGCGCUCAGCGCCGACGCGAAAGAGACGAGAAGAUCCUCAACACGCACCGCGCCGAGCGUGAUCUUCGUGAGGGCACGCGGUCGGAGGCCUUCCAGAGCAGCCAGCGCAUGGAUCGAAUGUUUCGCGACAUCGACCGCGACGCGACCAAGCAGAGCAAGGGCCGCAAGGCGAACGUGACUGAGCGCGCCAAGUACCAGUUCGAGGCCGACAGCGAGGACGAGGCCAUGGAGGACGAGAUUGAGCAGAACCUGGAUCUUCUGGGCGGGGCCGCCGGUCGGCUGAACGGGCUCGCCAAGGCGACGGGUCGCGAGCUGGACGAGCAGAACAGGCAUCUGGAGCGCAUUACUGGCAAGAGCGACUACGUCGACGACCAGAUUGCCAUGAACCGGGCCAAGCUGGACCGGAUCCAUUAG
Penicillium alfredii is the source of this 1281-nucleotide messenger RNA. RefSeq names its product putative plasma membrane SNARE protein (Sec9). Lineage: Eukaryota; Fungi; Ascomycota; Eurotiomycetes; Eurotiales; Aspergillaceae. Bases 1 to 1281 code for a protein of 426 amino acids. The transcript has 2 exons. Gene Ontology annotation, cellular component: plasma membrane; SNARE complex. The record is from RefSeq and is a predicted model, not a curated record. Gene Ontology annotation, molecular function: SNAP receptor activity; syntaxin binding. Gene Ontology annotation, biological process: exocytosis; vesicle fusion.